This is a messenger RNA of Solanum dulcamara, 1125 nucleotides long. RefSeq lists its product as uncharacterized. The record is from RefSeq and is a predicted model, not a curated record. NCBI's taxonomy places the organism in Eukaryota, Viridiplantae, Streptophyta, Magnoliopsida, Solanales, Solanaceae. Bases 215 to 787 code for a protein of 190 amino acids. The transcript has 2 exons.
CAUACGUACACUAAUAUAAAACCGCAAAUACCUGGCCGCCAAUUUCUUCAAUUCCUCUUAGAACGUUAAGUUUUCACUUUACCCCUCUCCUUCACUCGUAAUUACCAUUCUACCAUUCUUCUUACGAUCUCCGCCGAUCACCGGAAAACCGAUAUUCGCCACCACUCCGUCUCCGCCGCUGAAAUUCUCGGAAAGUAAUUACUGUUGUUUAGCAAUGAUGCCAUCACCGAGAACUCACCGGCGAGGUAACGACGAGAAAAAUCGAAAGGAUAUUAGGUUAUCGGAGAAAUCCAAGUCGUUUCACGGACAGAGCUCAGGGAGCAGUAAGCCGGAGUUGUUACGAAGGCCGAAGACAGUGCCGGACUUACUCUCCGGCGGUAUAAAUUCCGCCGGUGAAUCGACGGCGGUGAAUAUCCGUCCGAUGAAGUUGACGAAGUUGCUGUUAAAUGUAACGAUUCAAAGGAGUGUUGGACCUGUACAAGUACUAAUAUCAUUGGAAUCGACGGUAGCAGAUCUCAUCGCCGCCGCUUUACGGCAGUACUCGAAGGAAGGAAGACGGCCGGUGCUUUCCUCCAUUGACGCCGCCGAUUACGAUCUUCAUUACUCGCAGUUCAGCUUAGAAAGUUUGGAGAGGGAAGAAAAUCUCAAUGCAUUGGGGUCAAGAAACUUCUUUAUGUGCCCAAAAAACGAUGCCUUAACGACGUCGUCUUUAAGCUGUGGAAAACAAGUUGAUACAACUACCAAGAUAUCUUUGCCAUGGCUAAAAUUCAUGGAUUUUUUGUUGUGAAAAAUAAUAAUUUACAACCUUGCAAGAUAGUAAUAUUUCUUUUUUAAAAAUAAUAUUUCUAAGUUUUGCUCGGUCGUUUCUCAAAUAAAUUCACUCAAUAUUCGAAAAAGAAUAGGCUUUUGAAAGUCUAGCUAUACUAAAUUAUGUUGUUAUAGCUUGAGAUUGGACGUUUGAGAUUGUAUUUCAUAUUACACAUGUUAUAGUUAGUCCAAAGUUGAGAAAGAUGUAUAUAAUUAAGUUAUCUUAUCAUGAUGUAAUAUAGUUUUCAAGUGUUAUAUAUAAUUUGUAAUGUAUAUACAACUAUUGAUAUUAUUACUUAUGUAAAUUGUGUACUAUUA